CUAAGGAUUAUUAUUAAAGCAAACAAAAACAAAGAUUAUGGAUUUAUCUAUGUAUGGCGAAAAUUUGAAUUUCAGCAGUUCUGAUGAAAUAAGCUCUGAUGAAGAAAGCGGAAAUAUAAAAGAAGUCUAUGAACAAAGUUUGAGUAUCAUUGAAAAUAAUUGUUUACCUACACGUGAUAUUGUUUAUGAAAUGAUUGCAAAAAAUCAUAAUGUUCUAUGGGAAGAUUAUGCCAUUCAGUAUUCAGGCAUACCUCAUAUGGUUGUUGGUCACAAAAUUUUAGAUUGUCAUCAUGGUUUUGAUAGGAAUAUUUCAGCGAAAAAUAGUUAUAAAAAAAAUGCUAAGAUGGAUGAUCACAGCUUUCAGAAAAAUUAUGUGAUUCUGCAAGAUACAAAAAAGUUUAUGUGUCCUGCAAAGAUAGUUAUGAGAGAAAUAUUACAAUUUCCUGAUUUCAAGAUACCUAAGCAUUCAGCUUGGCACAAAAAAAAAGCAUCAAAACUAUUGAAAGAAAAAUUAAAAUUGUUAUGUUUAAAUGAAGUACCUUAUAUUCGGAAAGUUGUUGUAGCUAUUGAUGAUUUAUCAUGUCAUGAUAAACACCCUAUUGGAAAGGUAGAACUAAUUUCUUAAAUAAUCGAUCCUCAUAUUUCAAAAAAGAUUGAAGAAUAUGUUAUAGAAGGAAUAUACAAUAUAAGGGAAAUGAAGCACC
Molecule: messenger RNA, 704 nt
Organism: Hydra vulgaris (swiftwater hydra)
Lineage: Eukaryota; Metazoa; Cnidaria; Hydrozoa; Anthoathecata; Hydridae
Molecular function (GO): DNA-binding transcription factor activity
Source: RefSeq, a predicted model, not a curated record